UCUGGCGCAUGGUUUACGUAAAGGCCGGUGCUAAUUUUUGUAUAAAAUUUAGAAUAACCGAAAGAUAAAUAAUAAAAGCGGAAUAAUUCUAGUGAAUAAAUAUGUCAACAGCCCUGACUCGUGUGUGGGAGCGCUUGCCCCUUAAAAAACAGGUGGCACAGAGCAGCAUCCGUGUCUUCUCCCAGCAGCAGCCAGAAGUUGACAAUGAAGAAGAGUUCCGUGUUUUGAAUCUGCGUAGCGUAAAGCAGCAGAUCCAGCGACGACGGGAGGUAAGGCGCGAUCCUGUGACCCCGCCGCGCACCAACCGCAUGGCCGUGGACCAGGAUUGGACCGCCGCGUGGCCAGCACCCAGAUCCUUCCAUCCGGCCAGUGUGCCGCUGCCACUGCGGCAGGGCUUUACGGAACGUGGGGCGGCAGCUCCCUCAAAGUUCGCCAAUGCGGAGCUUAUGAAAAUCCCCAACUUUCUGCACUUGACACCGCCGGCCAUUCGCCAGCAGUGCGAGGCCAUUAAGAAGUUCUGCAGUCCGUGGCCUAAGGGCCUGGAAACUGAGGCCAAGUGGCAGCGUCACUUUCCCGUCGAAGUCAUCACCACAGACUACCUAGAGAGCUUGCCAACAAUCAGGAAUUUGGAGGCGCGAAGGGUCACUAUCUCGCUAAAGCUCUCCGAUCUGAAGUUUGAUGCCCAUGCUAGGGAUAAGUUCCUGCGCCUCGUGGGCGACCGCUACAACCGGGACACGGACACUGUCACCUUCGUCACAGACCGGUGUCCCCAGAGGAAGCAGAACUACGACUAUGCUAUGUACUUGCUAACCGCCUGUUACCACGAAUCCUUCAUAACCGAGCCCUGGGAGGCAACCAAGUCGGAGGCAGACAUGGAAGUCUACUUGUUCGAUCGCAACCAAUCUAAGAUCGCAGCCGAGGGCAUCCUCAACUGGAAUGCCAAGGAGGGCGAUAGUAAGCUCUCCCCUACACCCGCCUAUGCGCAGUGUGUGGAGCAAUUAAUAAACGAGGGAGAGAACGAGUACAAUUUAGCAAAAUACAAGGAAGAAGUCAAAAAAAUGUUAAAAAUUUAAACAUGAACCUUGAAAAGCAAUUGUAGAGAACCAAUAAAGCUAAAAAUUGUUAGAA
Messenger RNA from Drosophila serrata, 1128 nucleotides. RefSeq names its product mitochondrial ribosomal protein S35 (gene mRpS35). Gene Ontology annotation, molecular function: structural constituent of ribosome. Gene Ontology annotation, cellular component: mitochondrial small ribosomal subunit. Gene Ontology annotation, biological process: mitochondrial translation. The record is from RefSeq and is a predicted model, not a curated record. NCBI's taxonomy places the organism in Eukaryota, Metazoa, Arthropoda, Insecta, Diptera, Drosophilidae.